AUGAUGAUUCUAACUUACUAAGCACACAAGACAUAAGCCGUAAUUUAAUAAGAUCAUCUUGUACACUUGCACCGCCAACUCAAUCUCAAUUUUCGUAAUAAAAAAGGAAAAAUCAUAUAAAGGAUACAUUGAGUAAUGAACAAAAUGCACCACCCCGACCACACCACCCCACCCCACCCACUAUAAAAUAUUAAAGGGCAAGGAGAGAAAAAUCAAAACAGGUCCCACCUGAUAUAAUGGCACUAACGAAAUCCCAAAACUCUUAUAAAUAUACAAACACAAAUCUCCAAGCAAACAAUAGAAAAACGAAAGAGAAAAAAGUAAGAAAAGAAGAAAAAGAAGAAAAAGAAGAAAAAGAAGAAGAAGAUGGGGAACUGUUUAGUAAUGGAGAAGAAAGUGAUAAAGAUAGUGAGAAAUGAUGGGAAGGUACUUGAAUAUAGAGAACCAAUUAAUGUUCAUCACAUCCUCACUCAAUUCUCUGGUCACUCUCUCUCUCACAACAACACUCAGCUUCUGCCUGAUGCUAAGCUUCUCUCUGGUCGUCUCUAUUAUCUUCUGCCUUCAACAAUGAACAAGAAGAAGGUCAACAAGAAAGUGACGUUUGCAAAUCCGGAGGUGGAAGACGACGAAAGAUCACUAAGUGAAGAAGAAGAUACUAGUGAAAGCAACAGCAAGAUCGAUGGUGAUGACAACAAGAACGUAACUGUUGUGAGAAUGAAGAUCGUUGUGCAUAAGCAAGAGUUGGAGAAGCUACUUCAAGGAGGGUCGGUCCAUGAGAUGAUGUACCAGACUCUCGAGAAACAACUUUUGCUAACUGAUGAUGGUGAUGAUCUUGAUGAGUGUAAUAGCGGCUGGAGACCUGCGUUAGAUAGCAUACCCGAAUCUGAAAGUCUCAGAAGAACAUAACAGAUAGAUCAUAUAUAUAUAUAUAUAUAUAUAUAUACACAAAAAACAGUCUUGAGCUAUGUCCAAGGAAAAAAAUUGUUUUUGGGUUUUGUUGUAUAUAAGCUUUGAAGCUAUGUUAUAGAAAAUGACUGAGUGAUAUUGAUGAUGACA
Messenger RNA from Arabidopsis lyrata subsp. lyrata, 1056 nucleotides. RefSeq lists its product as uncharacterized. NCBI's taxonomy places the organism in Eukaryota, Viridiplantae, Streptophyta, Magnoliopsida, Brassicales, Brassicaceae. The transcript has a single exon. Bases 367 to 906 code for a protein of 179 amino acids. The record is from RefSeq and is a predicted model, not a curated record.